Molecule: messenger RNA, 3682 nt
Organism: Balaenoptera ricei (Rice's whale)
Lineage: Eukaryota; Metazoa; Chordata; Mammalia; Artiodactyla; Balaenopteridae
Gene: IFIH1
Product: interferon induced with helicase C domain 1
Exons: 16
Coding region: 308-3367 (1019 amino acids)
Biological process (GO): innate immune response; response to virus; positive regulation of interferon-beta production
Cellular component (GO): cytoplasm
Molecular function (GO): zinc ion binding; hydrolase activity; DNA binding
Source: RefSeq, a predicted model, not a curated record
UAUAUAACUGCCUGGCGGAAAGCUGGCCCCGAAGCUUCCACCCCAGUGAGCAGACGAGGCGCACCGGUCCCCGGCCCCGGCGAGCGCCCGCCGCCGCCGCGUCCUGCCCACCUGCCCACCUGCCCAGGUGCGACCGCGCCCUCGCGCGCCCUCCUGGGCGUCGUGCAGGCAACCCCGUCGUUGUCAGGAGCAUCGCUGCAGACCCUGCCGCUCCAAAGCAGCGGGACACACAUCUCAUCCGCUGAGCUGAGAACAGCAACUUGUCCGUCUAUUGGGGAGAAUCUUCUCCCGCCUCUGAGAAGGAAAGAUGUCGUCGGAUGGGUGUUCCGCAGACAAGAAUUUCUGCUAUCUCAUUUCGUGUUUCAGGGCCCGAGUGAAAAUGUACAUCCAGGUAGAGCCAGUAUUGGACUACCUGACCUUUCUACCUGCAGAGGUGAAAGAGCAGAUUCAGAGGACGGCCGCCACCACUGGGAACAUGCAGGCAGCUGAUCUGCUUCUGGACACCUUGGAGAAGGGGGUCUGGCCCCUCGGCUGGGCUAGGAUGUUUGUGGACGCCCUCAGGCUAGCAGGCAACCCCUUAGCCGCCCGGUACGUGAACCCUGAUCUCACCGACUUGCCCUCUCCAUCCUUUGAGAAUGCUCACGAUGAGUGUCUCCAGUUGCUGAACCUCCUUCAGCCCACACUGGUGGACAAGCUUCUGGUUACAGAUGUCUUGGAUACAUGUGUGGAGGAGGAGCUGCUGACAGUUGAAGACAGAAAUCGGGUUUCUGCUGCAGAAAAUAAUGGAAAUGAAGCAGGGGUAAGAGAGCUACUGAAAAGGAUCGUGCAGAAAGAAAACUGGUUUUCUACGUUUCUGACUGUUCUGAGGCAAACAGGAAACGAUGCGCUUGCCCAGGAGUUAACAGGCACCGAUUACAAUGAAAGCAAUGAAGAGUCUGAGAAUUUAUCACCAGAAGAUGGUCCUGAAGUCAAAGAGCCCCUCCAUUUAGUCACAGAUCAGCCCAGUCUGGAGGUCUGGGACAGAGAGAAUAAUUCAUCGGAACCAUCUUUUGCAGAUUCUUCUGUAGCUUCAGAAUCAGACACAAGUUUGGCAGAAGGAAGUGUCAGCUGCUUAGAUGAAAGUCUUGGACAUAACAGCAACAUGGGCAGUGAUUCAGGCACCAUGGGAAGUGAUUCAGAUGAAGAGAAUGCGGUACAGAGAGCAUCCCCUGAGCCAGAAAUGCAUCUCAGGCCUUACCAACUGGAAGUGGCCCAGCCAGCCUUGGAGGGGAAGAAUAUCAUUAUAUGCCUCCCUACAGGGAGUGGGAAAACCAGAGUGGCCGCUUACAUUGCCAAGGAUCACUUGGACAAGAAGAAAAAAGCAUCUGAACUUGGAAAAGUUAUGGUCCUUGUCAAUAAGGUACCAUUAGUUGAACAGCUCUUCCGCAAAGAGUUCGAACCAUUUUUGAAGAAAUGGUAUCAUGUUACUAGAUUAAGUGGUGAUACCCAAUUGAAAAUAACAUUUCCAGAAGUUGUCAAGUCUCAUGAUGUUAUUAUCAGCACAGCUCAAAUCCUUGAAAACUCCCUUUUAAACUUAGAAGAAGGCGAAGAUGAUGGUGUACAGUUGUCAGACUUUUCUCUCAUCAUUAUUGAUGAAUGCCAUCACACCAACAAAGAAGCAGUCUAUAAUAACAUCAUGAGGCGUUAUUUGAACCAGAAGUUGAAAAACAAUAGACUUGAGAAAAAAAACAAACCGGUGAUUCCCUUACCUCAGAUACUGGGACUAACAGCGUCACCAGGUGUUGGAGGGGCCAAAAAGCAAGCCAAAGCUGAAGAACACAUUUUAAAAAUAUGUGCCAAUCUUGAUGCAUUUACCAUUAAAACCGUGAAAGAAAAUACUAAUCAACUUAAAGACCAAAUAAAGGAGCCAUGUAAAAAGUUCGUAAUCGCAGAUGACACCAAAGAAGAUCCAUUUAAAGAUAAACUUCUAGAAAUAAUGACAAAGAUUCAAACUUUUUGCCAAAUUAGUCCAAUGUCAGAUUUUGGAACUCAACCCUAUGAACAAUGGCUCAUUCAGAUGGAAAAAAAAGCUGCAAGAGAAGGAAAUCGCAAAGAUCGUGUUUGUGCAGAACAUCUGAGGAAGUACAAUGAGGCCCUACAAAUUAAUGAUACAAUCCGAAUGAUUGAUGCAUAUAAUCACCUUGAAACUUUCUACAAUGAUGAGAAAGAAAAGAAGUUUGCAGUCCUAGGAGAUGACAGUGAUGAUGAUGGUGAUGAUGAAGAUGCAGGUGAUGAAAAGAAACCUUUGAAGCUGGAUGAGUCAGAUGGAUUUCUCAUGACUUUAUUUUUGGAAAAUAAGAAAAUGUUGAAAAAGCUGGCUGUAAACCCAGAACAUGAAAAUGAAAAGCUGACCAAAUUGAGAAACACCAUAAUGGAACAAUAUACAAGGGCCGAGGAAUCCGCACGAGGAAUAAUUUUCACGAAAACGCGACAAAGUGCAUAUGCCCUUUCCCAGUGGAUUACUGAAAAUGAAAAAUUUGCAGAAGUAGGAGUCAAAGCCCACCAUCUGAUUGGAGCUGGACACAGCAGUGAGUUCAAGCCCAUGACACAGAAUGAACAAAAAGAAGUCAUUAGUAAAUUUCGCACGGGAAAAAUAAAUCUGCUUAUCGCUACCACAGUGGCAGAAGAAGGUCUGGAUAUUAAAGAAUGUAAUAUCGUUAUCCGUUACGGUCUCGUCACUAACGAAAUAGCCAUGGUCCAGGCCCGUGGGCGAGCCAGAGCUGACGAGAGCACCUACGUCCUGGUUGCCCAAAGAGGCUCAGGAGUUAUUGAACGUGAGGCAGUUAAUGAUUUCCGAGAGAAGAUGAUGUAUAAAGCUAUAGACCGUGUUCAGAAUAUGAAACCAGAGGAGUACACUCAUAAGAUUUUGGAACUACAGAUGCAAAGUAUAUUGGAAAAGAAAAUGAAAAUCAAGAGAAGUAUUGCAAAGCAGUUCAAGGACAACCCAUCAUUAAUAAGUUUUCUCUGUAAAAACUGUAGUGUGCUAGCCUGCUCUGGAGAAGAUAUCCAUGUAAUUGAAAAGAUGCACCAUGUCAAUAUGACACCAGAGUUCAAGAAACUGUACAUUGUGAGAGGAAACAAAGCACUGCAAACAAAGUUUGCUGACUAUCAAACAAAUGGAGAGAUAAUCUGCAAAGAAUGUGGCCAAGCUUGGGGAACGAUGAUGGUGCACAAAGGCCUAGAUUUGCCUUGUCUCAAAAUAAAGAAUUUUGUAGUGGUUUUCAAAAAUAAUUUACCAAAGAAGCAAUACAAAAAGUGGGUAGAAUUACCAAUGACAUUUCCUGAUCUUAACUAUUCAGAAUAUUGUUUGUUUAGUGAUGAAGAUUGACAUUUGAUUCAAGAUUCUUUUAAAAUAUUAUCAACUUGACAUUUAACAUGAUUUUGAUUAUUGUUUUCAUUAUACUACAGAACUGAUGUGAGAAUUAAUAAAAAUCAUUGCUUUACUCUGUGUUGAGCUGUAUGCAAGAAGACAAUGUAUUAUACUUUCAAUUUCUACCUUGUUAGUGGGCAGAGGUAAAGAAAAGCUACCAGUAAAACUCUUUAGUGUGGAGCAUUAUAGUACAGUGGAAAAAAUGCUCAGGUAUAAAUGAGGAUAUGAGGUACUAAUCUCAGUCCUAUCAGUAAUUUUCAGAAUAAAAUUAAG